AUGAAAUUGGUAGCUGAGGUGUGGAGGUGGAGCGUGAGGCUGCUGACGACGAAGAUUUCGCCUCCUCAGCUCAACGGUGGGGGAAACAAGAGCGGGCUAUGGAGGUGGAGAUCUUUCCCGGGUCAGCCCAAGAGAACGGUAAUGUGGACAUCGGUUUGUGGGUUCAUGCUCUUCACCUUAGGUGUCAUCUCUCUCUUCACCGGUCACGUUGUCUCUCACCUCGAGUGGUAUUCUCAGCAACUAAGCAAAAGGAGCUUACUGGAUAUGAGCCGUAGGGAGCCAAUUGAUGUAUGGAAGUCGAAGUAUUCGAAGUUCUUCUAUGGAUGCAGUGAAAGAGGAAGGAACUUACCACCUGCUGUCCAGGACCACUCGUCUAAUGGUUAUUUGCUGAUUGCGGCUAGUGGAGGUCUGAACCAGCAAAGAACAGGAAUAACAGAUGCAGUAGUUGUAGCACGGAUUCUUAAUGCUACUUUAGUUGUACCUGAGUUGGAUCACCAUUCUUAUUGGAAAGAUGAUAGUGACUUUAAUGACAUUUUUGAUGUUAACUGGUUCAUCUCUUCCCUUACAAAAGAUGUGACUAUAGUAAAGAGAGUUCCUGACAGAGUCAUGCGCUCCAUGGAGAAGCCUCCUUAUACCAUGCGUGUCCCACGAAAGUCUACUCCUGAGUAUUAUCUCGACCAAGUUUUGCCAAUUCUCUCGAGAAGACAUGUUUUGCAAUUGACAAAGUUUGACUACAGACUAGCAAAUGAGCUAGACGAAGACAUGCAAAAGUUGCGCUGCAGGGUCAACUAUAAUGCUUUAAGAUUCACAAAGCGCAUACAAUCAGUUGGAAUGAAAGUGGUCAAGAGGAUGAGAAAGAUGGCCAAACGUUUUAUAGCUGUCCACUUGAGGUUUGAACCAGACAUGCUAGCCUUUUCUGGUUGUGACUUUGGCGGUGGCGAAAAAGAGCGAGCUGAGCUAGCAGAAAUAAGAAAACGAUGGGACACUUUGCCUGAUCUGGACCCUCUGGAGGAAAGAAAGCGUGGGAAAUGCCCUCUUACACCUCAUGAAGUGGGCUUAAUGCUGCGCGCUCUUGGUUUUGCUAACAACACAUACAUCUAUGUUGCCUCUGGAGAGAUAUAUGGUGGUGAGAAGACACUGAGACCACUCAGAGAUCUGUUUCCAAACUUUUACACCAAGGAAAUGCUUGCCAAUGAUGAGCUCAAGCCUUUGCUUCCCUUUUCUUCACGUCUUGCCGCUAUUGAUUACAUAGUCAGCGACGAAAGUGACGUAUUUAUCACUAAUAAUAAUGGAAACAUGGCCAAGAUUCUUGCUGGCCGAAGGAGGUACAUGGGGCAUAAGAGGACCAUAAGGCCUAAUGCAAAGAAGCUCAGUGCUUUGUUUAUGGACCGAGAGAAGAUGGAGUGGCACACUUUCGCUAAGAAAGUUAAAUCUUGUCAGCGAGGAUUCAUGGGUGAUCCUGAUGAGUUCAAACCAGGACGUGGUGAGUUCCAUGAGUACCCGCAGUCUUGCAUUUGUCAGAGACCCUUUUCUUACGACAAACACUCAACGGAGGAGGAUGAAGAAGAAGAUAUACUAGAAGAGGUGCACAACAACACCAGACCUGGAUAUGGUCAUUUGUCUUCAGCAGACAGUGAGCGGGACGAAGUUUUCCCUGAUUAGUAAAUUUGUUUUCAGCAGACAGUGCAGGUCGCUGGAUUUUACUGUUACCAGAAAAGUGGCAAUGUUGUUUCAGCUGUUGUAUGGAGAUUGAUCAAUCAACACAUGUAGAGGAGAAAGAGGUAUAGGAGCUUGCCAGGUAGUUGCUUGUUGCUUCAAGUGUUUAUAGAUACUUCUAUCGAAUAGGCAUACAUAGAACCCACCUCUCUCUCUUUCCUUCUGAUUUUGUGACACCACCUAAACUAUGUAUUGUCUUGUAUUUGUCUUAUGUUAUUACCUCAAAUCUAGGUUUUUUUUCUUUUUUUAAACCAGUUGUCUUUUUGUAUUCCCUAAUUGUAAAAUCAAGUUUUUUCCCUGAUGAGUUUUUUUGUUUGUAUUUCAUUUUAGAAUCAAAGAAAAAUUAUUUGGAUCUGUAA
Molecule: messenger RNA, 2075 nt
Organism: Brassica rapa (field mustard)
Lineage: Eukaryota; Viridiplantae; Streptophyta; Magnoliopsida; Brassicales; Brassicaceae
Product: O-fucosyltransferase 29
Source: RefSeq, a predicted model, not a curated record